CAUUUCGUCGGUUCCGACACUUAUGGCGAAUUUGGAAAACGAAGAAAACCACAUAAUCGACUACGAGCUAUUGGCGUUAUUCGACGAUACUUCCGCAUUGUCGCAUUUGGAGAACUGUAGCUUCGACGAGUCGUAUUUUGGUUACAAUUUCUACGACGAGCCACGAAAUACAAAGAUCAACGAUAUUCGAUUGUCAAGGAUCGACGAUAGUUGGAAGGAUAAAAUGAACGAUAGACCAAUUUACUUGAAAAACGGUCAGGAUGAGAAGGAGAACGUGUUUGCUGUGCCGAAAGUGUACACAUGCAUGUACUGCUUUAAGGGAUUCUACAGUAGGUCUGCGAAUCGAAGGCACCAGGUCUUCCACGCCAAGAAACAAUUGCGUUGUCCCUAUUGCAGAACAACAUCCCACAGUAUGAGUAAUCUGCGAAGACACUUUGACUAUUUCCACCGAGGCGCUCCAAGACAUCAAAUAUUAAUUGAGUCGCCAUGAAACUACGGACUGCGACAAAUUGAAUACUCUCUACGGUGGAAUUCUCUCUGACUCAAUGAGAGAAAAUAAUGCUUCCGGUACAGUGCUAGUUAGAUCGUUUUCGACUAUCGAUGCGAACCUUCUCCGUAACUCGUAAAGAUUAAAUUUCUUUUCUUUUUUUUUUUUUAUUUGAAGCAAUAGAUAGAAGUAAAUUUUACUUCAUACUAAUAAUUUGUUUGCUUGCGUUUGGAAGAUUUCUUAGACUUUGAUAAAUGUAACUGUCAGAGCAGUAGUUUUCAGCUGUUUUCAACUGUCAAUGAAAUUUUCUUCGAUAACUGUUUAAAUAAAUUUAUUAGUCGAAAAUAACAGAGAAAGAAAAUUAUUUUGACAGAAAUUCGGAGCUC
Hylaeus anthracinus is the source of this 873-nucleotide messenger RNA. RefSeq lists its product as uncharacterized. The record is from RefSeq and is a predicted model, not a curated record. NCBI's taxonomy places the organism in Eukaryota, Metazoa, Arthropoda, Insecta, Hymenoptera, Colletidae. The transcript is spliced from 2 exons. Bases 23 to 490 code for a protein of 155 amino acids.